GCCCCCGCCAGGGUCAUGAAGCUCGUGAGGAAGGACAUUGAGAAAGACAAUGCGGGCCAGGUGACCCUGGUUCCCGAGGAACCCGAGGACAUGUGGCACACCUACAAUCUAGUGCAGGUGGGCGACAGCCUGCGCGCUUCCACCAUCCGCAAGGUGCAGACCGAGUCCUCCACCGGCAGCGUGGGGAGCAACCGGGUCCGCACGACCCUCACUCUCUGUGUGGAGGCCAUCGAUUUCGACUCCCAAGCCUGCCAGCUGCGGGUCAAGGGGACCAACAUCCAGGAGAAUGAGUAUGUCAAGAUGGGGGCUUACCACACCAUCGAGCUGGAGCCCAACCGCCAGUUCACCCUGGCCAAAAAACAGUGGGACAGUGUGGUUCUGGAGCGCAUCGAGCAAGCCUGUGACCCAGCCUGGAGCGCCGAUGUGGCGGCUGUGGUCAUGCAGGAGGGCCUCGCCCAUAUCUGCUUAGUCACUCCCAGCAUGACCCUCACUCGGGCCAAGGUGGAAGUGAACAUCCCUCGGAAACGGAAAGGCAACUGCUCGCAGCACGACCGGGCCUUGGAGCGGUUCUAUGAACAGGUGGUCCAGGCCAUCCAGCGCCACAUACACUUCGAUGUUGUAAAGUGCGUCCUAGUGGCCAGCCCAGGAUUUGUGAGGGAGCAGUUCUGCGACUACAUGUUUCAACAGGCAGUGAAGACCGACAACAAAUUAAUCCUGGAAAACCGGUCCAAAUUCCUUCAGGUACAUGCCUCCUCUGGACACAAGUACUCCCUGAAGGAGGCUCUUUGUGACCCUACAGUAGCUAGCCGCCUUUCAGACACGAAAGCCGCUGGGGAAGUAAAGGCGUUGGAUGACUUCUACAAAAUGUUGCAACACGAGCCCGACCGAGCGUUUUAUGGACUCAAGCAGGUGGAAAAGGCCAAUGAGGCCAUGGCAAUUGACACACUGCUCAUCAGCGAUGAGCUCUUCAGGCACCAGGAUGUAGCCACACGCAGCCGGUAUGUGCGGCUGGUGGACAGCGUGAAAGAGAACGCAGGCACCGUUAGGAUAUUCUCUAGUCUUCACGUGUCUGGGGAACAGCUCAGCCAGUUGACCGGAAUAGCUGCCAUCCUCCGCUUCCCUGUCCCUGAACUCUCUGACCAAGAGAAUGAUUCCAGUUCUGAAGAAGAUGAAUGAUUGCAAUUAAUAAUUGAGACAACCUGUGUCUCACUCCUUCACUGUUACAUUUUCUCAGCAUCCUGUGAAGAAAGCUGCAAAAAUGGCACUUUGUGGUUCUUACAGGGAUUUUUCAUGUAUUUGGUCACUAGGUGAUUUGUGGUUGGCAGGACAUGUUUUCAAACUGAACAAUAAAAGGAAAUAAUCUCCAUAUAUUAUUAAUUGGGAUAAUUUUAUUUUGGAAUUAUGAGUUAUUCACAGCUCUUAGAAACAUUUUGUAUAUUUAAAAAGAAUGCCUAUAUAUUCUUUGGGAUGGAACAUAAAAAUCCCAUACAGCAUGCCUUGACGUAGUCUUCCUUAGGAAAAGCUUUUUAAUAUCUCAUUAUCUUCAGUUUACAUUCUUUAUUUUAAUUUGGCACAGUGUAUUUUUACACCUUGUUACAUGAUCCUUUUUCUUGCUGUUUCCCCCACAUUCCAGUUUUUCUUAAUUUUUAAAUUUAUUUGCUAUUUUAAAUAAUUGCAUAAUAAUUAGAAGACUCCUGAGGCUAAACUUAAAAUCUGUUUUUCUUAAGAAACUUGUUAAACCAAUCUCGUUAAAAGUAAUAAGCUGGGUUUUUCUUUGCUAGUUUAGAAUAAAUUUUAGAGGAGCACCUAAUUAGUUACUUUUAGGUUGUAGAGCUUUGAUCUGCUAAAGAUUCUCAGGAUAGCCUACUCAAGGUGCUUUUAUUUGUAAAAUGAGGCUAAGUAUGGGAUUUGCUUAUUAAGAGCUAAUUAUUGGCAAACCUAGAUAUAGUGUGCAGUCUGUACUUGAGUUCUUUGCUCUGCCACACUAUUUAUGUAUUUGGGAGGUUAUCAUAGUUACAGUUAAUGCUACCAUGAAUUUGUAUGUGCAUUUACAUUCUUAAUGGAGGGAUGAGAAAGCCUGCUCAGAAAGUUUGUCACAUCAUUGUGCUUAGUUGCUCAGUCAUGUCCGACUCUGCAACCUCAUGGACUAUAGCCCACCAGGCUCCUCUGUCCAUGGGGAUUCUCCAGGCCAGAAUACUGGAGUGGGUUGCCAUGCCCCCCUCCAAGGAUCCUCCCAACCCAGGGAUCAAACCCAGGUCCCACAUUGCAGGCAGAUUCUUUACUGUCUGAGCCAACAGGGAAGCCCAUCACAUCAUUAGUAAAUAGCAGUUGAUUUGUACUCCAGCUGUUUACUGUAAUUAGGGACUUUAUGCAAAUACCUGAGAGUUUAAAAUAUUUUCCAUUAUUUUUUGUGUGCAAUUUAAGAAUUAAGGAGGGGGCCUUGAAAUAUAAUCACAUCUUAACAUUUUUCACAUCUCAACUUAGUAAAAUAAUAGGAAAGCCCUAUGAACAAAGAGUGAUAAUUCAGUCUGUAACUCCAGGAACCGUGGUGCCUGCUUCAAAUAAGGACACUAAGUAUAAUUUGCUUGUCCUUCCUGUGUCUUCUGAGCCUUUCUGUUGAUGUGCCAAGUUUGUAUAUUGUUUAUAAAAAACUUCCUAACUAACCUGAACCUUUUUGUCUGUAGUUAGCGGUGGUGGUUGUUUAGUUGCUAAGUGGUGUCCGACUCUUGUGACCCCAUAGACUGUAUCCCGCCAGGCUCCUCUGUCCAUGGGAUUUCCAAGGGAAAAAUACUAGAGUGGGUUGCAUUUUCCUUUUCCAGGGGAUCUUCCUGACCCAGGGAUCAAACUCAGGUCUCCUGCGUUGGCAGGUGGAUUCUUUACCACUGAGCCAUCAGGGAAGCCUGUAGUUAGGGAUAGACACCUCCAUAUACUUUAAACGCACAUUUUAAAAUAUCUACUUCUUAAAGUGAUUUAAAUUGUCAUUUCAUUGUAACUUUAUGGAUAUUUAAGAUAUAAAAUGUCUGUUAUUAACAAUUUGGUAGGAGUGUAAAUAUUAAGUCACUAAGAUUCUUAAUAUUAGAACCUUAUUGAUAGUGCGUUGUGUUUUCAGUCAGAAUUUGGAGAUUUGGGGCCUCUUGCUCAGUAUCUAUCGAGUACAGGUUAGUCCUAGCUGUUAACCAUGGUGAUAGAAACCAGAGGAAAGAAAACCUUACGGUAAAUCUAACCAAUACGUUUUAGGAUGUUAAAUUCUCAAAUUUAGCUUCAUCUUAGCUUAAGGAAGUGAGUGAAGUCGUUCAGUUGUUUCCAACUCUUUCUGACCCCAUGGACUGUAGUCUGCCAGGCUCCUCCAUCUGUGGGAUUCUCCAGGCAAGAAUACUGGAGUGGGUUGCCGUUUCCUUCUCCAGGGGAUCUUCCUGCCCAGGGAUCUUUGCAGGCAGACUCUUUUAAGUAGUGAGCCACCAGGGAAGCCCAGGUGGGCUUGGGAACUCAUCUCAGCUUGGAAACUAUAAAAACUCAAUACCCAGACUGGACCUCAGACUAAAUAGCUUUGCAGUCCUAGAUGUGAUAGAGUAUUUUUUUAAUCAUUAUUAAAGCUCCCAGGUGAUUUCCAAUAGAUAACAAGGCUGAGACCCUGGAUUCAGGCUUUGCUGUUCAAAAGUGUGGUUUCCAUGAACCAGCAGCAUCCCCUGAGAGCUUGUUAGAAACUAGCAUCCAGGACUCUACCCUAGACCUGUUGAAUUGCUGCCUGUAUAUUAGCAUCUCCAGUUGAUUGCCAUGUGUAAUAAAAACUGAUAAAACAUUUAGGCAGUGGCUUAUUCUCUCUGUGCCAGUUAAUCUCUGCCUAGGGUUGCCAGCCAUAGAGAAAGAGAUUUGAGUUUUAAGAUCUUUCGGGAAAACUGCUUACCAGUAUUCAAUUAAAUUAUCUAUAAAAAUAAAUGAAAGCCUGUUUCUAUGUCUAAAGUAUCUUUAAGAAUUUGUAUUUUUUAAAGUUACAUUUUUUACCAAUACCAUUAUCAAGUAUAAAUCUUCCUAGAUACAUAGGUGUAAAUAUCAAAAUAGUGAUAGGAACAUAAUAAAAUAAAUUGGUUCAAA
Molecule: messenger RNA, 4092 nt
Organism: Cervus elaphus (red deer)
Lineage: Eukaryota; Metazoa; Chordata; Mammalia; Artiodactyla; Cervidae
Gene: PELO
Product: pelota mRNA surveillance and ribosome rescue factor
Exons: 2
Coding region: 16-1176 (386 amino acids)
Biological process (GO): ribosome disassembly; nuclear-transcribed mRNA catabolic process, no-go decay; nonfunctional rRNA decay
Cellular component (GO): cytoplasm
Source: RefSeq, a predicted model, not a curated record